Molecule: messenger RNA, 930 nt
Organism: Procambarus clarkii (red swamp crayfish)
Lineage: Eukaryota; Metazoa; Arthropoda; Malacostraca; Decapoda; Cambaridae
Product: serine/threonine-protein kinase meng-po-like
Biological process (GO): peptidyl-serine phosphorylation; peptidyl-threonine phosphorylation
Molecular function (GO): protein serine/threonine kinase activity; ATP binding
Source: RefSeq, a predicted model, not a curated record
AUGGCUACUAGCAAGAAUUUCUUCGAGGACUAUAUACCGAAGUUCUCGCCCUCUGAAAUGUUCGAAGAGUUCUCUGACUUGAUCUUCCUGGCCUCUGGAAACUUCACAAACAUAUUCCUUACCACCGACAAACAUACUAAUGGCAAAAUGGUCCUCAAAUGUGCACGAAAGGAAGCCACGAAGAAGGAUGAAUUCCAACGGGAGUUUUACUACAACAAAAUGCUUAAUCCUCACCCCAAUAUUACGAUGUGUUUUGGUGACGUCUUUGAAAUCUGUGGAUAUUAUGUAUUCGCUCAAGAAUUAGCUGCUGCAGGGGACCUGUCAGAGCUGCUCGCCCGUGGUGCCCUUGAAGAGCGACAGGUCUGGUAUAUUGCAGAGCAGCUUUCCUUCGCCCUCGAGUACAUGGACGAUAAGGGCUUGGUCCACUGUAAUGUGUGCUUAGAAAACAUUCUCGUGUUUCAUGCAGAAACAUGCCGUGUUAAGUUAAACGACUUUGGGCGAACGACGCAGAAAGGGAGUGUGGUGAAAAGUUUAUGUUUGCAAGAUUCGUGGGCGCCCCCGGAGGUGAGGCGUGUCUCACCACCGUACGAGGAAACUUACCAUGCCCACCCUUCACUGGAUGCCUGGCAUCUGACUAUCCUCCUCAUUGUUUGCUUGACAGGAUCGUAUCCCUGGUGCGCCGCCGACAUUACAGAUACAGUCUACAGCUCCUGGCUGGCGUGGACCUGGCGUAAAGCGUUCACCUUACCGUCAAUCUUCAAGCAUUUUACUCCUAGAUUUUUGUGCCUUCUGAAACGGUUGCUGGAACCCAAUCCCAAGAAACGCAUCUCAGUAAAGAAGAUCCAUAAAUAUGUUGGCGAUUCUUGGCUUAAGAAAGGCAGUGACUUACCAUCUACUGACAUGACAUUAUCAGCAAAACUAAUUCGUUAG